GCAAAGAGGACUGCAGGAAAAUAACCCGAGGCUGUGAUGCUUACUGUCUGUCGGCUUCCCCUUUAGUUGCUGUGCGCCACAACUCUUUGCAUCCAUCCCAAGGUCCAACAGCCGCGGCCCGAUACGAUUUGCCCGCCACUGGUUUGGUGUUGACGUGUACGUACAGUUAGGGGAGAAAAAAAAAAAGAUCCAGCCAGCAACAAAAACCACAUGCCAACAACACAAUCAGCCGAUCGUUCAAUCAACCUCAAGCCGCAAACUUGCUUAGAUGUGCUUCUCCUAUUUCACACCCCAACCCACUGCUUGACAUCUUAUUUGCCGCCAUAUCGUAUUCAUACAAAUAUACAAUACCCUGGGGAUUACUUCAUUUGCAAGAUCCCUACGGACUCGGACAAACUCCCCGCUGCUUAAUCCUUAUCCGCCUCGUAUUCACAUUGACAAACUACGUACCUGCGCUACUUAUCCACAUAUCUACCUUACCCGACUGCGCGGGGCUGCUUAUCGUAGCCAUCUGGUCUGUCGCCGCGACCGCCAGUGACCAUGGCCACGAUAGAUGACACCCAGAACCAUGUCCAACUGAAUGCAGAGUCUAGCCCAGACGCACCUCCGCAGCAAUCAAGCGCGGGCAAGGAGGAAUAUCCAAGCCUUCCUCCUGCCCCGCUCCCUGACAUCGACGGUAGCUCCGAAAAUGGCCAUAUAGCCGCCGACGCUGUCCCUCCGCCCACGGAGUCGACCGAACAGCCAUGGAACAAGGUAGCUAGUGGCGACUUCAUCCAUGAAACCAAGAUUUCUAGCGAAGACCAGGUCAACCUUGCCAGGCCCGGCAGUCUACCAACUCCCGAGCCGAGCCGUAGAGGCAGCAACACACUGGUCGGCAGCCCGCGUCAGGGUGAGGGUUUGCAAUUGCUCAUGGAAGAGUUCGCAGACGACGAAUCAUCAGACACAUCGUGGGACAUUCAAGAGGCCAUCAGGAGUCGCACCCAGACCUUGACGGAGAAGAACCACCAGGGAAUAUUCUCAAAGCAGCGGCGGGCUAACCAGGCCAACACGGCAGGCACGGUAACCAGUGCCAACGCUUGGUUGCCGGCUGGCUUCGAGGACGACCUGGACGAAGUCACUGGUGCUGACGAUGAGUUCGAACCCACGCGGGGGAGACGUUGGAGAGUGAGACUGGCGCCCCUGAACACUCCUAUUCAUCGCCGGAUGCAGACCCUGGUGGUCCUGCUACACGUCCUCGGCAUGGGAAUCACUUUUAGCUUUUUCUGCUUCAUGUGCACGCUCCCCCUGUUUUGGCCCAUCAUCAUCACCUACCUCGUAUUCAUUAGACUGUCGAGAGCUGGAUCUGAUGGCAAGACGAACCGUCGCGUAGAAUGGCUCCGUAGGGCUCGCAUCUGGAAGUACUUUGCCGAUUACUUUCCUGUCAAACUACACAAGACUGCCGACCUGCCGCCCACCCGCAAGUACAUCUUUGCGGUUCAUCCACAUGGAAUCAUCUCGCAUGGCGCCUUUGCCUCGUUCGCCACGGAAGCGCUGGGCUUCUCUGACAAGUUCCCGGGCAUCACAAACAGUCUGUGCACUCUGCACGGCAACUUCAAGACGCCCUUCUACCGCGAGUAUCUCAUGGCCAUGGGCUUGAUAUCGGUCUCAAAGGAGUCCAUUAUUAACACUUUGAUGACCGGCGGGACCAACGGUGAAGGCAUGGGCAGGGCCGUCUCCAUCAUUGUCGGUGGGGCGCGAGAGGCACUCGAGGCCUGUCCCAAGACGAUGCGCUUGAUACUAAAGCGGCGGGGCUUUUGCCGCAUGGCGCUGCGCACCGGCGCCGACCUUGUGCCGGUGCUGUGCUUUGGUGAGAACGACCUCUACCAGCAGUGGGGGCCGCAGGACCACCCACGCUUCCGUCGCCUGCAAAUGAAGGCUCUCGCGUACCUAGGCUUCGCGGUCCCCGUGUUGAGGGGAAGGGGCGUCUUCAACUACGACUUUGGAGUUCUUCCGCAGCGACGGCCCAUCAAUGUCGUUGUUGGCGAACCUAUCAAGGUUGAGCAGUUCCGGAGUGGCGGUAACAUUGAGCCACGCGUCGAGGAGUUGUGGAAGCUAUAUUGCCAGAAGCUCCAAGAGCUGUACGACCAGAACAAGGACGUGUACUUCAAGGACCGAAAGGAGGAAAUGAGGUUUGUUGACUCGGAGGAGUUGUGAAGAUGCAACCACGGAAGUAGUUGGAUAGGUGAUACUGUUUUGUUCUCUUUGUUUUCUUUACGUAUUUGGUUUUAUUGCACUAUGUCUAGCGCCUGAGUACUUUAGUUGCACCUUAAAAGCACACAUGAUCGCGAAACUUCAGGCGUUAUGGCAUCAAGAUGGAAUAACCCAUGUGACGAGAGCGUUGGUCUCGUGCUAAGUGUGUUUGGUCGUG
Messenger RNA from Pyricularia grisea, 2407 nucleotides. RefSeq lists its product as uncharacterized. Gene Ontology annotation, molecular function: diacylglycerol O-acyltransferase activity. Gene Ontology annotation, biological process: triglyceride biosynthetic process. The coding region runs from base 541 to 2193 and encodes 550 amino acids. The transcript has 3 exons. NCBI's taxonomy places the organism in Eukaryota, Fungi, Ascomycota, Sordariomycetes, Magnaporthales, Pyriculariaceae. The record is from RefSeq and is a predicted model, not a curated record. Gene Ontology annotation, cellular component: endoplasmic reticulum membrane.